AACCCUGAUCGUUUCAUACAUGCAUUGCUUGCUGUUUGAAAUGUACGUCUUAUAUUUAUCAGUCAUCAGUUUUCGUAUGUAAAUACGUAUUGAAACGUUUUCAAGUUUUAGGUUAUUUUAUGUGUGAAACAUAAAAUGUGUACAAACGGCCAGAAACCUGUGUUUAGAGACCUCACUGCCGAGGACCCAGAACCGGAGGUUACAGAAAUUGAGUCUUUAUGCAUCAACUGCCACGCUAAUGGCAUCACCAGACUUCUGCUCACGCGGAUACCACACUACAAGAAUGUGGUGCUGAUGUCGUUCAGCUGCGAGGAGUGUGGGUACGAGAACAACGAGAUACAGCCGGGCGGAGCGUUCGCCGAGACUGGGGUGAGAUGGAAGCUGCGUGUGGAGGAUCAGGCCGACCUGAAUCGGCAGGUUGUGAAGAGCGACUACACCAGUGUCCGGAUACCAGAGCUUGACUUCGAGAUACCCGCGCAGAGUCAGAAAGGAGAGGUGACCACAGUGGAGGGCAUAGUGAGCAGGGCGAUAGCGGGGCUCACGCAGGACCAGCAGGCGAGGAGGGCGCAGCACCCGGCCGCCGCCGCGCAGAUCGACGGCUUCGUGGACAGGCUGCGCGGCCUCUGUGCCCUGCACGCGCCCUGGACGCUGCAGCUCGAGGAUUGCAGCGGUAACUGCUUUGUGGAGAAUCCGGUGGCGCCCCGCAAGGACCCCAACUGCGAAAGAACAGACUUCAAGCGGACCAAGGAAGAGGAUCAUGCGCUCGGCAUCUUCACGCCAGACGAGGUGUCUGAUGAUGCGGCCAAGCCGGCGCUGGCGGACGUGCUGCUGUCGCCCGCGGACCCGGAGCGCUGCUCGUACGAGGCGCUGGCGGCGGACGAGGUGCUGAGGUUCCGCACCAACUGCCCCGCCUGCAACGCGCCCGCAGACACCAACAUGAAGGUCACCAACAUUCCGUAUUUCAAGGAAGUAGUCAUUAUGGCCACGACAUGCGACGCUUGCGGCCAUCGGACCAAUGAAGUGAAGUCUGGAGGCGGUGUAGAGGACAAGGGUGUCAGAUUCGAAGUGAGGGUCGCGGGCAAACAGGACUUCUCCAGGGAUAUACUUAAAUCGGAGACGUGCACGCUGUCGAUCCCGGAGCUGGAGCUGGAGGUGGGCGGGCGCGCGCUGGGCGGCCGCUUCACGACGGCCGAGGGGCUGCUGCGCGCCGCCGCCGACCAGCUGGCCGCCUGCCCCGGCCUCGGCGGCGACGCGGCCACCGUCGACCCGGCCGGCUUCACCAGAUUUAUAGCCAAGCUGAAUGAGGUGCUGGAAGGUGGACGCACGGUGACCAUAGUGCUGGACGAUCCGGCCGGCAACUCGUACGUGCAGAGCUUGAGCGACGACCCGGCCGUGCCUGAUGACGGUCUGAAGAUAACCCGCUACGAACGCUCGUACGACCAGAAUGAUGAGCUGGGACUCAACGACAUGAAGACAGAGGACUACCAGGACACGUAGUAAGUCGCCGUUUACCAAAAUACAAUACAUGUACAUAACCAA
Molecule: messenger RNA, 1539 nt
Organism: Galleria mellonella (greater wax moth)
Lineage: Eukaryota; Metazoa; Arthropoda; Insecta; Lepidoptera; Pyralidae
Gene: Zpr1
Product: zinc finger protein ZPR1
Exons: 11
Coding region: 136-1497 (453 amino acids)
Cellular component (GO): nucleus; cytoplasm
Molecular function (GO): zinc ion binding
Source: RefSeq, a predicted model, not a curated record